Messenger RNA from Aegilops tauschii subsp. strangulata, 1215 nucleotides. RefSeq lists its product as uncharacterized. Gene Ontology annotation, cellular component: chloroplast thylakoid membrane. Gene Ontology annotation, biological process: response to photooxidative stress; photosystem I assembly. Lineage: Eukaryota; Viridiplantae; Streptophyta; Magnoliopsida; Poales; Poaceae. The record is from RefSeq and is a predicted model, not a curated record.
AAAAGGGACAAAUCUAGCAUGAACAGUGUCACAAAAAGACAAAUAGCACUAUUCACAAUUGAAUUUGUCUUCUUUGUUUCUCUGUGCGCAUUUCGAAUUUGGGAUUGAAAAUUUUGGAGAUUGUAGACUCAUGUUGUGAACAUUCAGAGUUUUAUGUUUUCAUUGUAUCAUGGUAUGACGAUCAUGCAGAGCAUGCAUGCACAGCACAGGAAACGAAGUCGAGUCAACGAACCAAGCGCCAUACGGCUAGAUCUACGCAGAACGAGUAUGUAAGUGGGCCCCGACGACUAAGUUAAGCCAGGAAAUCAUGAAACACACGAUCUAGCGGGCUGACCGGCGGUGUGCCCCUCCACUCCACCACCACCCGCCACCGCGACCUUACCCGGCCACCUCACUAUAUACCGGUACUGCGCUAGCUAGACGUACUACGUCCUCCCCAUUCGCUCCAAGGCGUUCGAAUUUGUGUGCACCGGCCGGCGAGCGCCAUGUCCCAAGCGCCGGACGCCGAGCCCGACGAGCGCACCGGCUUCACCUGCGGCACGCUGCUCACGUGCUUCUGCCUCCCAGGAUUCUCCAAGAAGAAGCCGGAGGAAACCGGCGAGAGCCAGCAGGAGCAUCCAGCGGCGCCGGAACAAGACCGGCGCACGGAGCAGGAACCCCCGCAGGUGCUGCUAAGCCGCGCGGCGUCCCUGGAGAAGCUCGAGUGCUCCUCGCUCUACUCCGGCAGCAACAUCGUCUUCGACUUCCUGGUGGAGGCGGGGGAAGGGGACGACCGUGGCGCCCGGGCGGUCCAUGGAUACUGCCCGUCGCCGUGCUUCGACCUGCCGGUGGAGCUGAUACGGGCCGGCGAGCGAUGCGGGGCCGUCGCCAGCGACGCGCCGGUCACGUCCGCCUUCGUGUUCGACGGCCACCGAGAUGGCGCAACUCUGAAGAGGAUGGCGUCGUGCCUGGCGUCCAGCGUGCCGACGGGCGGCGAGGGGCGGCCAACGCAUCUCGUGAGGUUCCUGUCCGCGUCGGGUUGUGCCUUGCCGGUGCGGCCUCCCGUGACGUCUUUCGGUGGCCCGGCAAAGGGGGGCGGCGGUUGACGAGUCGUGCCCGCGGUGGCAUACAACGUGAAGCCGAAAACGAUGCGAGAGGGAAGCCGUCGUUGCAUGAAGUUGGUGUCGCAUUUGGUUUUCACAAUUUUGACAUAAGAAAUCCAAUUCCUUUGGGCAA